Messenger RNA from Caenorhabditis auriculariae, 671 nucleotides. NCBI's taxonomy places the organism in Eukaryota, Metazoa, Nematoda, Chromadorea, Rhabditida, Rhabditidae. The record is from the annotation of a GenBank genome assembly.
AUGAGUUCUGGCAUAGUCAUUUCUCAAGUAGCAGUUAGUCAUGAAAAGCCGGUGGAUCGUGAGAAGACAUGCCCACUUCUUCUUCGAGUUUUCUGUGCUAACGGUCGGCAUAACGCGAUGAUGGAAUAUUCUAAUCGAAAUGGCGGAUCGGUUCCAGCGAACGAACUUCAAAUGUAUACAUGGUUUUUUUGAACUGCAAAACUUAGUUUUGUAUCAAAAUUUCCGAACAGGCUGGACUGUACUCUUCGUGAAUUAACCAGCCUCAUAAAAGAAGUUAAUCCUGAUGCUCGUCGUCGCGGUACUACAUUUGAUUUUGCGAUCGGUAAAAUUCAAUUAUAAUUUAGCAGUUUAAAAAAUAUUUCCAGUCUCUCCUGACAAAAUGUCAUCACGCUUUUCAACGAGAGAAAUAGGAAACACGAUGAACGGACAGAGGGGCAUUGACGACUCUAAAACAGUUUGGCUUUUUUUAAAACUAGAAACGGGAUAAAUGUCGAAUUUAGCUUCAACAAUGCAAGUUCGAAGUCGGUGAUUUUGUUGAUGUUGCGAUAACGAUGCCUGGAGGUCAGCGAAGAUUUGGAGGAUACGGAAGAGAUCGUGAAUUUGGUGGACCACGCGGAGACUUCGAGAGACGUCGAAGCCCUGUUCGCUCCGGGGACAGAGAACGUUUCUAA